Messenger RNA from Dipodomys ordii (Ord's kangaroo rat), 1245 nucleotides. RefSeq names its product WD repeat domain 76 (gene Wdr76). The record is from RefSeq and is a predicted model, not a curated record. Gene Ontology annotation, cellular component: nucleus. Gene Ontology annotation, biological process: regulation of DNA damage checkpoint. The transcript is spliced from 10 exons. Gene Ontology annotation, molecular function: DNA binding; protein binding. NCBI's taxonomy places the organism in Eukaryota, Metazoa, Chordata, Mammalia, Rodentia, Heteromyidae.
AUGUUGGCGGCGGCGGCAGCGGUGCCCCAAACUCUGACUAGUCCCCAAAACAAUAAACAAACGGCCACGAACGAGAACAACAGCUUCGCUCGGCGGCGGCGGCGGCGACUCCGACACGGCGGCGCGGCUGACGGAGACUACUCAGCUGCAAGGCUUCGUGAAAUGAUUAAGAGAAAGUCUCCUAAAUGCAAAAGGAAAAAACCUAAGAAGAGAGAAGAUGAGAUUGGAUGUAGAAGGUCAAUGCGAUUGCUAAAAGUAGAACCUUCAGAAAUUUCAUUUUUACCACCUCCAGUAAAGACAACAGUAGAAGAAGAAGAAGAAGAAGAUCCUUUGUUACCUCCUGGACCUUUAGAUAUGAUUCCUGAAAAUGAAGAUGACAAUCAACUGUUUAAAGGGUUGCUGCAGACCUGGGCAGAAAUGAGCAAGACAUGUAGUAAGAGCUAUCAGAAGGGCUUAUCUAGCAUUAAAAGCUACAAAGCCAAUUUAAACAGCAUGGUCAUCAGAGAAGGUACAGUUCGUAAACUUGUUGAUGGGUCCAUAUUCUCUGUGGCUGUGCACCCAUCAGAAACAAGAAUUUUAGUAGCAGCUGGGGCCAGAACUGGGCAGAUUGGAAUUUGGGAUUUGACCCAGCGAUGUGAAGAAGGUGGGAUGUUCCGUUUUUAUCCCCACAGUCGGCACGUAAGCUGCAUGUACUUCUCACCCGCCAAUCCAGCCCACAUCCUGUCCCUGAGCUAUGACGGCACUGUGCGAUGUGGGGAUUUUUCCAGUGCUGUUUUCGAAGAGACCAAGACAACCAUGUUAGUCUCUUCUUGGUGUUUGUUUUUCAGCGUGUUUGACAGCAGCUGCAUCUCCUCCCAGGUUCCUCUCCUCACCACCAUCAGACACAACACCAUCACUGGACGAUGGCUGACAGGAUUCCAAGCCAAGUGGGACCCUAAACAAGAAGACUGUUUCAUGGUUGGCAGCAUGGCCUAUCCACGUCAGGUCAACAUCUUCCAUGAGACCGGGAAGAUGGUGCAUUCCUUCUUUGGAGAAGGCCUUGCCUCUGUGUGUUCCAUCAAUGCCAUGCACCCUACUCGGUACAUUCUGGCUGGAGGUAACUCCAGUGGGAAGUUACAUGUGUUUAUGGAUUAGGAAAGCUGCCGAGUUCCUGGGCUGCAGGACUCCUGCAGCCCAGACGGCAGGUGCUUUGCUACAGCUUCCUUCCUGCUGCAGAGGAGGACCCUGGGGGGCAGCACUCGAUAG